Fonticula alba is the source of this 3095-nucleotide messenger RNA. RefSeq lists its product as hypothetical. The record is from RefSeq and is a predicted model, not a curated record. NCBI's taxonomy places the organism in Eukaryota, Rotosphaerida, Fonticulaceae. The transcript has 3 exons. The coding region runs from base 215 to 2329 and encodes 704 amino acids.
UCUCCUCCUCCCUCUGUCCCCCCCCCCCAUCUACCCCCUGCACCCUCCUGCCCUCCCACCCAUUUCACCCCACACGCAUCCGCCCCGAGCCAUGCACCCCGCUCGGACACCAGGGCUCUGUUGAUUCCGGUGUUCGCCGCCCCCUGACCAGCCUCCCCCUGCGGGCAUUUGCCUUUGCCCCCUCCUCCCCCCCUAUUUUUCCCCGCCGCUGGCCAUGGAUUCAUCCUUCCAUGCUCGCUCCUUUUCCUCCCUCUCCCAGGGGCGAACCUAUGCCGGGGGCACCGUCGCCCCUUCGACCCCGGCCCCAAGUCGAGGUGCGACUGCCCCCCUGCAGGCCGCCAAUAGCCGAUCGGCUGUGCGGCCGACCCGGGGCCAGUCCGCUCCUCUGAUGGAUGCCUCUACCCCUGCGCCUGUCGGUGCUGCUCGUUCGGGGCAAGCAGCAACAAGCUUUGCAAGCACAUUUUCGGUGGGGGCGUUUACACCGCCGGAGUCCCGACCACCCGGCUCGCGGCGCUCCUCGCCCCCAGCUACCCCAGCACCGGAACUCCCAAACACACUUCCCCUGCGAUCGUUGGCCGCGGCGGCCGCGGCGGCCACCACAAGCGGGGUGCUUUCUUCGCCAGGAUCACCGAUAAGUCGGCCGCGGGCCGGGAAGCCGUCGGCUGCCGCCGGGUCGCUACUCUCGCCCUCGAAUGAGCGAGGUCUCCUCCGUCGUCCGGCAUCAAAUGGCGGGCAUACUGGCCUGACGCCGGCACUGAAGAUGCUCCAGACAUCCAGCCGACCGAGUCGGCCCAGCACCAGAAUCCCCAUGACCGGGCCCCAAACGCCGGCCCCCUGCCAGCGGGCCCGGCCGGCCACCGGCCGCGUCUCCGCAUGUGAGGAGACUCCCACGGGCGGGGCCAGUGGCCCUGGCAUGGGUCCUGCCAUUGGUCAGCCGACUCCCCGCCGGCUGCCGACCGUUGUGACACCCUUCAACUUUAGCUCGGAUGAGCUGCGCCAACGACGCACGCGGACCAUGCAAGCAGCCGAGCCGGCCCCUGCUGUCAGCGGCACCCGGCGUGGGCCACAACCAACACCCCGCGGAUCGAUCUCCGGGCGAGUUUCCACCGCCACGCCCAGUGGCAAUGCCGUGGAGGCGACUCCCUCCCGGGCACCGGCCCGCCCCAGGGCCCCGCAGGCCAUGCCUCCUUCCUCCGCGGCAUCGGGUGCUCUGUCCUCCUUGGCACCACUGCCGGCCCCGGCUCGGGCGCCUGGCGGCCGGCCCGAAACGACACCCCACAGCGGUGGCUCUACCUUCACAAUUCCGAUUACUCCACCACGGCCCCGAGGCCGGGGAGCACCGCUUGCCGUCACGGCAGCUGCCCGGCCGCGCCCUGGCGAACGCCCGGCCACGGCUCGACCGCUCGGGGUACGCCCCCCUGUGGCGUCCCGGGGGGGUGCCCCGUCGGCUGUGGUGGACCAGGCUCUUGAGUGGCUGAAUUCCGACCCUGCCUUUAUGCACACCUCCGCGGGCGAUAUUCAGCACGAAGAGGCUGCUUCAGCCUCGCCAGCCCAUCGGUUUUGGGUAUCGGCACUGGCCCCGGUGGCCGCAGUCCAGAAUACCCGAUUCACUGGACGUGCUGUGCCCCCUUCUCCCCGGGGCUCUGGAGCACCAUUGCCCAUGGCUCGUGCUCGCCGGUUGGAUGGCCCGCGGCCUGUAUCUUCGAACUCCUCCGGCCAGUACCGAGCGCCCUUCUCGCCGGCGCGCAAGGCCACAGCAGGGCGCGUGUCGCUCACCCCCAGACGGCCACCCGGGACCACCAGCCUGCGCGAGGAGUCCCGGUGCCCCGGAUCACCUCCCUCCCCACCCGAUCGGGACGGGACUGCAUCUGCCUCCAGCCUGGCCACCAUUACCACGCCCCCGCGGUUACUGGGCACCGGUCAGACGAAUGGGUCUUCUUUCAGCUCGCCCUCCUCGGCCGGGUCGCUGAAUAUCCUUUCGUCGAUCAGCCUGUCGCGCGCCGGAACACCCACCGGCCCCCGGGGCCUGGUGUCCACCUCGGCAAGUAUCCCGGCACCGGGGCCGGCAGCAGCCCCCCAGCAGCAAUCCGACCAAAUGAUGCUCUUCUCGGCGCCGCUGGUUGACGAGCAGGCAUUGCUGGCCUCGCUGGGGGGGACGCCUGAGCGGACAAUCCUCUGGACGUCCGGGAGUGAGGACAUGACCGAAGCGCCAACCCCCCAGCAGGCCGAGGCGGCCCUCCUCCGGGAGUAUGAGCUUCUUCGCGCCGAGGAGCAGCGUCUGGCCGAGCUGGAGGCUGCGCUCCUUCAACGGCUGCCCCCUGGGCCGUGAAACGUGCUGGGGGGGGGAGGGUUCUUCUGAGUGAGGAAUAUAACUGUCCUUGUUUGUCGGCCAGCAUCCGCUGCUGUUUGUGUCACCAUGGCGGGGCUCAGGAGUAGUAGAGAGGGCAAUGGCCGCAAUGUAUUUGCGCGCUGGGUGAUGAAAGGAAGGAAAGGACGGGGAGAUAACUGAGGAGAGUGUGUUGGCGCGCGGCUGGGGGGCUUCCCCCAGGCGCGGUCGAGGAGUAGAAGGGAGAAGGGCAAGGGGGGGGGAGGGGGAGAGGAGGAUAAGUGUACAAAAGAAAAGGGGAGGGGAUCAGUUCCGCCGGCGCCGGGGGCCGGGGGAGGGCUCAGCCACCGGAGUGGCAGCAGGGGUCGCGUUCGAGGUGGUGGUGGUAGCGGCGGUGGUGCCGGAGGCGAUGGCCGCAGCCGAGGCCGGACCACUGCCCGAGGCGGCGUUGCCGGCGGGGGUGGCGGCCCGCUUGGCACCCGAGAGAGGGACGUAGCGGAAAACCGGAUGCGAAUCGAUCUUGCCUCGGUCGCAAGAUCCGGCCUCGUCGGCGCCGGAAUUGACCGACAGGAAGGUAUACACCAGGCAGAGCACCAACACCAGGACUGAGGCCCAGUUCGAGAAGUGCAUGAGCAUAUGCUCAUCAAUCACCAGGGCCAUGAUUGCGAGUACUUGGGCCGGCGGGGGAGGGGGGAGGGGGGCGAUGCUCCAAGGCGGUGUAGGCAAGAGGCUGAGGAGGUGAGUGGGUGGGGCUGGAGGCAGGGGGAAG